UACACAUACAACUGUUUAAACGUGUAAAUGUUACCUAAUCUAUGCUACCUGAGCUACUAGUUGGGUGCAGUGCACGAAAUGAAAAAAUAAGUUACGAUGAUGGUUGAAUGAAUGCCAAUAAGGGAAUCGUGCUACUGAAAACAAAAAAUAUCAACUUCAUCGAGGGCACUAUCAUUCAAAAAUACACUUUUGAGGUAGAAGUUUAACCUUUGGUUGGCAGAGCUUAACAAUUCAAGUGGGUUGGUUUAGUCCAUCUCGUUGGCUGUUUUUUUUCAGAUUGAAAAUUGAUAUAAACUCUAUUUAUUAUAAAAUCGCCGUUCGUUAGAGUAUGAAAUGUUUUUUUAACAAUUUCACUACCCCAUACAGAUGUCGGGGUCAAUUUUAGGGACCUCAUAUUAGCUUUUUGAAUAUCAUGAAGAAUCAGAUACGUUUGGGAGAAACAAAACAAUUUCUACGGAACUUUCGUCAGUUGUUGCGAGAUCCUGGCUGUAAUUUCACAAUCAUGCUCUUUCCACUCUGAUAUUUUUAUCAAAUACAAACGAUAAAAUAAUACAUAUCUUAGUCGUCCCUCGACUUUUCCAGUCCAGGUCUUUUUUUAGUUCCCAACGACUAUUUGCACUUAAACGACCCAUCUUCCUGCUAAGGCACUGCCGCUGUUUUAAACACGUCUGAACGAAAGGGUACGAACACUUCGAACGACUACGGAUUUUGCGAUAGAUAGGUAGAUAAAACUGACUUUUAUAUUCAGUAUAUAAGUUAAUUAUAUACUCUCUGACAAACGCCAUUGUGACGUGCCGAACGAAGUUAGUACAAUACAAUACAAAGUUUUCCAUUUCUUACUCAAUAUACUUCACUUCGAAUGUCCUCUUCGAGUCGCUUUUGAAGUAGCCAUGAACCUCCAAGUUCACUGGUAACAGUCUUCCGUUUUGCUCUCACUUCUAACAACGACUAACAGCAAGCUGAGAAAUAUCUAAAUCGCUUUCAUAAUAAGUGGUUCCACCAACAACUUCACAGACAAAUAUAUACUCGACGCUGAGUGGUUAAAAAUAGAGAUAAUUCCUAAUUCAGUAAUUCAAGUGUAGCAGUAAGAUUCUUUCUUUUCCAUUUUUCGACAAGAAUAUAUCUAUUGAAAAUCAUGGACCGUUAACCAUAAUUGACAUUAAAAAGUAAAAGUUAUUAAUCAAACGUCUUCCCAUCAAGCCAAUGAUAUAAAUAUAAAAGAAUAUGUAAACACAUUUAUUUACUAAAUAUUCGUUUAGGUAUGAGUCAAUACGCUAAACGUAUAGAAUAUACAAUUUUCACCUUUUUCUUCUUCGCAGCCAGAACAUUACUUUUGUCUGACGUAAUCCUACAAAAUAGAUGAAAUCCAGCAGAAAAUGACGGUAGCCAGAACUCUUUGCAAUCACCAGCUCCAACGGCUACGCUUCGGAUUCCCACUUAUGUCUUGACAAUACUCAAUGUAUGCUAUACUUCCGUCGCUAGACGCACCAAGCCGAAAAAUUGUUCAAAAUACGCGGGCUCUGUUCAAUUCGCUUUUUUCCUAACCUCAUAGAGUGUCGCGGUUACUCUCGAUGCAUUUUCUAUUAAGUUCUGCAGGUGCCAUUAGCACGCAAGCAAUACUUUCUGUCUUUCAGAACCGCUCUACAACUGAACGAAACAGCAAUAAUUUUGUAUCUGGAGUGAUUUGCCGUCUCGUUUAGAACUUUUAGCACCGUUAGCACUUUGCCUCCACCGUAUUCUAUCCUAUCACAUAGAUGUCGUUGCUGAUUUCUUUCUCGAAACUCGCGAUGCAAAUGAUCAUUUAUCUUCUAGAAAUUUUAUCGCCCUAAAAUCAGCGAAAUCUUUUUUAACCCAUCGGGAAAACAGCAAUCGAAAGCGUAUCCAAUAACUUUUUUACUACUAAUAUUGCAUAAUUAGUACAAUGCAAGCUAUCCUAGUCAAUGAAGAAACAGUCUUAUUGUGUGUUGUCCUUAGAGACCACCCGGUGCUCGUGCAGGCUCGUACCUCACACUGGCUGUCCACUAUUGUUGAUCGCUGCCACUGUUGUCUGUUUGUUUUAUCGGUAUCCAAGAGCAGCUGAUCGAAGCGGCCAUACAGCUCACUAAUGGAUCCGAAUGACCAGCAAACGCAGACUCCCGUCGUUUAACAGAAAAACGGAAAUAUUUCCAGAGUGUCAAUGACAAUAACGGCAUUGUUGCGGACGAACUGGACUUUCCGGCGCUCCGACAAACAAAGUUGUGAUAUCCUGUUGAAGUAUCUCCGCUACUUCUUGAGCCUGUAUUGUGUCAUCCCGUAAAUAUUUCGCCAGAGGCAUUCCGCGUUUGGUUCCUCAGUGGUGGAUGGGUGUUUGUUUGUGCGUAUGUAUGUUUACAUAAUAAUCGCUUGCAUUUUGCUCGCCGUGUGUAGUCUCACAUCUCGAGUUCGCGUAAGCGUCCACGCGGCACUAGCAAGGCCUAUGGAAAGCAAUGUUCUCUACCUAAAACAAUGCUUAACGGCAGUAUCGGAGGAAAAACUCUAGAGGAUCUAACAAUAAAAGGCGACAAUGGCGUCAUUUAUUGAGAACUCAUGCUGUAUUGAGUGCUCCGUGGCCAUGCCCACCAGCUGGGCACGUCACUGAGCCCUGAGGGCAGAAUCGAUCUGGCGAUUUUUACCGAGCAAGAGGGACAGCAAUAGGAAUCCUUUCGGAAUAACGAGCGGAGCAGCCACGUCUAUGAAAAAAGCUUUGCCCCUUAAAUUUGUCGUGACCGCGGACGGUGACUGCUUGCUGAUGCUCUCGAUGAUCAUGGUCACAUUACUGCUGUUGGUGCUGGGAUAAGCCCGGCCUUUAUGAGCAUGAGUACAUGGCUUUAUGUCGCAAGCAGUGCAAAUCCGCUUCACCGCGUCAUCAAAACCAUUACUGUCGAAAAUAGCCAUUCGUUGUAGCUAAUCAAAUCAAGUUCGAGUACGGAAUACAAACACAGCACAAAGCCAAUUUUCCCUUGUCCAUAGAGUUAGUCAUGGCCUCGCUCGGAAUGCGCCCCUUGCUUCGAUGCCUUCAUCCAGCGAGGCUGACCCCAAACCACUGCGCACCUUACCAUGCCCAGCAACAACAAUCAUCGUCAAUGACACAGCAACAACAGCAGCCAGUGCAACAAACCCGGGCGUUGUACACGGCUCAGUCACUCGGGAUGGACAAGUUCGUCGAGCAGCGCGAAAGGGUCAAAGCGCAGUUUGGGCCCGAUAAAGAACGCUUUAUGGCACGUAUCCGGGAAUAUUUCCGACCGAUUCCGGCCGAGAUAGAAAAGGAAGGUACUGCAGGCUCGUCAUCUGGCGCCGCUGCCUGUGACUCCGGCGCCGUAAGUACCGCAAAUAGCAGUGGGAGUAACGCCAUGGUGUUCACCGAGGACCUUAAAAACGUGGUGAGUUUAUGCGAGAGCGACGACGACAUUGACCUCUGCGUUCGUAUGAUGCGGCGGUUCAACGAGCAGACGAAGUCACUCCGCUUCGGUACCUUCGUGUUCGGUCCGGUCGCUAUCCGUUUACUUUACGUGCUCGACAAGCCCGACCUGGCCAUACAGGUCUUGAAAGACCCACAAUUGGCGGGCUUUUUCGACCAGUUCAGCUCGUACCAGAUUGCUAUGGACCUUCUGUACAAGAAGGGUCGUUACGAUGACGUACUAGACCUCUAUCAACACAUGCGACAGCAGCAGCUCCACGGAACGCGUUUUCCUCGCGACUGUGUUGUGCUGGUACUGGGCGCAUGUUACCAAAUCUCGACAAAGGAAAGCUACGAGUUUGCAUUGAAACUCAUUCGUGAAGCGAGGCAAAGCGGAGCCCUGGUCCUGCGCAAGGGUUUGACAUUCACUGCGGCAUUAGCUCUUAACAUGAACGAGCCUAAACUGGCCAUGGAACUCCUGGCGCUCACCGCACAAAUUAAUUAUAUAACGGUUCGAAACCUUCGAUUAAUAGCGCUCAGUCAUUUAGAUCGGUAUGAGGAUAUCUUUCUGGUGUUACGAUCGAUCAUUCAUCAAUACCAUCAUUUGAGACAGGGUGAUUCGGAGAUCUGUCAAGAUACUCUUGAUCGAAUUCACAAGAAUCUGGAAAAGAAAGGUGAUACCGAACGGUUGCAACUUUUCUCACAGCUACAACGGGCCCUUAAAGAAGGAAACCAUCUCUCGACAUCGACAAUCGAUGAACUUCUCAACCGACCAAUGCAACAAAAGUCCAGGGAUACUAACCCACCACUGGCCAUGUUCAGAGAUCACCGGUCAUUUCCUUCGCCGGAUUCUCCCAGCGCGACUCUUCGGCGACCCACCUUAACUCAUGGAGCGAAUGUGUUUGUCACCGGUUGACAUACGGAGAUGCAUAGUCGUGGCCUCGACGAUACGUCUACUCAAAUCUGACUGGAAGAAUUCAUAGUUAUAAGAUACGUUGUGACCAAUAUAAAAUAGUCGCUCUGGUUAAAUUUUCUCAUGCAGAUAGAGCACAAACAUAGCAGUUUUCUCGAUGGUUCGUAGGCGCAUAUUUAACUAAAACACAGCAAUGCAGCAAUAACCCCGUUGUACAGAUUGUCAAGGAUUAUGCAGUAUAUCAGUCUGAUUCAGAUUUCAUCUAAUCUACUUAAAAUGAUCACAGGUAUUGUAGGUUAUAGCCAAUGUUUUAGGUGGACGAGAGAUCCUAGUCAUCUUUCGUAGCGGGCAAUAACGUCGAAAUCUCAGCCGGGAAAUACGUUUGCCCAGAUCUCGAUAUGGAAAUUCAAAUGACACAAUUAUGAACUUAUGACAAAAGACCAUUAUACAUUUGAAAACUGUAUUCCUACCAAACUCCUAUCCUUAAACAGUCCAAAACUGUUGCUCGUUUUUGACUGGCUCUUCAUGGACGUAGAUCAUUUUCCACUGCUAUGUUAUUUAAUACAUUUUGUUCGCCUUUACCGUGGUUUCACUUUACAGAGUUUAUCGUGGGGCCGGUACUUGCACGCAGCUGCGAGUAGCUUCUGGCAUACAUCCGAAAGCUGCCUAAAGAAACACACCCGCAAGUAUUUUUUUUCACAGUGCUCACUUACGUCCUCUUGACUUAAACCAGAUUUGCUGGCCGGCGUCCAUUAAUCGUAACUACCUAUCAAUCGUUACCCCUGCUCCAAAAAAUUGGUGAACACGGGCACUACUGAAUAACGCAGUUUUGUUUCGCGGCAUGAAAGUGUCAACGAAGGAUUUUUUCCUGUGUGCAGUGAUUUAUGCUAUCUCCAAGGAAAGAUCAUAUCAUUCACAAUGUUACUUACGCUCGCUUAGCUAUUAUGUCAUUGUACUUUGUUGUUCUAAGUUCGCUAGCACUGUUUGUUUUGAAAGGGGAAUCGCCCAAUGUAAAGGGGAAAACAAAACUGGAUAAGAAAGAAAUAAUGCAAACAACCACUAAAAGAGCGCUUAUCGGAUGAAGAAUUGCGUGAUUCAUGAUGUUAAAGCAAUACAAAUUGUGGCUAAGCAAUGGCCAUUAGAAGUCA
Varroa destructor (honeybee mite) is the source of this 5476-nucleotide messenger RNA. Its product is annotated as pentatricopeptide repeat-containing protein 2, mitochondrial-like. Gene Ontology annotation, cellular component: mitochondrion. Gene Ontology annotation, biological process: mitochondrion organization; multicellular organism development; regulation of mRNA processing. The record is from RefSeq and is a predicted model, not a curated record. Lineage: Eukaryota; Metazoa; Arthropoda; Arachnida; Mesostigmata; Varroidae. Gene Ontology annotation, molecular function: RNA binding.